Apus apus (common swift) is the source of this 2533-nucleotide messenger RNA. Its product is annotated as lysine-specific demethylase 5C-like. The annotation marks the transcript as partial. Lineage: Eukaryota; Metazoa; Chordata; Aves; Apodiformes; Apodidae. The transcript is spliced from 10 exons. The record is from RefSeq and is a predicted model, not a curated record.
GGUCCCAGCCCCCUCGCUGACAGUGGAGGAGCUCCGGGCCUUCCUGGAGCAGAUGAACCAGCUGCCCUGCGUCAUGCACCAGAUCGGGGAGGUGCAGGCCCUGCUGGAGCGUGUGGAGGUUUUUCAGGCCGAGGCUCAGGCUGCGUUGGAGCUGGACCCCCCAGAACCGGGGGCUCUGCGGGAGCUGCUGGAGCGGGGAUCCCAGCUGGGGGUGGAGGUCCCUGAGAGCCAGAGGCUGGAGGGGCAGCUGGCCCAGAGUGCCUGGCUGGAGGAGGUGACAGCCACCCUGCGCUCCCCCCGGGCCCGUGUCCCCCUCCCCAUCAUGAGGGGCCUGAUCCAGGCCGGCCGCACCGUAGCCCCCAGCCCCGCCGUGGAGGUGGCCAUGGCCGAGCUGCAGGAGCUGCUGACCAUCGCCCAGCGCUGGGAGGAGAAGGCACAGAUGUGCCUGGAGGCCAGGCAGAAGCACCCCCCAGCCACGCUGGCUGCCAUCAUCAAGGAAGCUGAGAACAUCCCAGCGCUGCUUCCCAACAUCCAGGCCCUGAAGGAAGCCCUGGCCAAGGCCCGUGCCUGGAUCGCCGACGUGGAGGAGAUCCAGAACGGGGACCACUACCCGUGUCUGGAUGACCUGGAGGGGCUGGUGGCCGUGGGGAGGGACCUGCCGGUGCGGCUGGAGGAGCUGAGGCAGCUGGAGCUGCAGGUGGGCACGGCCCAUUCCUGGCGGGACAAGGCAUCCCGCACCUUCCUCAAGAAGAACUCCUGCUACACCCUGCUGGAGGUGCUGUGUCCCUGCUCCGACGCCGGCUCCGACAGCAGCAAGAGGCUGAAGUGGCGGCAGGAGCCAGGGCUCUACCGGCUGGAUGCUGAGAGCCUGGGGCUGUCAGCCCAGGACCUGCGCGACCCCGGCGCUGUGAUCGUGGCGUUCAAGGAGGGGGAGCAGAAGGAGAAGGAGGGGAUGCUGCGCCUGCGUCACGCCAACUCCCAGAAAGCCGCUCCCCCCAUCCCAGGCCCUGGACCCCCUUCCUGUGUCUGUGGGCAGCCCGCCACCCCCGGCAUGCUGCAGUGCCAGCUCUGCCGGGACUGGUUCCACGGUUCCUGCGUGGCUUGGCCACGUCUGGGCUCCCAGAAACCUUCCCCAGCCUGGUGGGAGUGGGACGCCAAGUUCCUGUGCCCGCUGUGCCAGCGCUCGCGGCGGCCGCGGCUGGAGACCAUCCUGGCGCUGCUGGUGGCCCUGCAGAAGCUGCCGGUGAGGCUGCCGGAGGGGGAGGCCCUGCAGUGCCUGACAGAACGGGCCAUCACCUGGCAGGAUCGGGCCCGGCAGCUCCUGGCUUCUCCAGAGGUGGCGGCACCUUUGGAAAGGCUGGCGAGCCUGAGGCACCGGCUGCACGGGGACGGGACUGGGGCGCUGCGGGAGGCCAGCCGCAACGAGCAGACCAAGGUGUCAGUGGAGAACGGUGAUGUCCCCAGCCCAGAGAAGACUGGUCCCCUGCCCUCGGAGCUGGAGGCGCUGAGCGCGGCGCUGCCGCGGCUGCAGGGGCCGGUGCUGGAGCUGCCCGAGGCGGCGCGGCGGCCCCUGGAGGAGCUGAUGAUGGAGGGGGACCUGCUGGAGGUGACCCUGGACGAGGCCCAGAGCAUCUGGAGGCUGCUGCAGGCUGCCCGCCCCCCACCCCUGCCCCUCUUCCGCCUCCUCCUCGAGCUGGAGCAGGCAGAGCGGCGGGGGGCUCGUGCCCGAGGCCGGGACCCCGAAAGGCGUCGGAAACGUCGGGGGGAGCGGGGUGACCUCCCCCCCCUGGCCAAGGAGGAGUUGGAGCCAAAGAGGAGUCGGGGUCCUGAGGGUGGGACCCCCCGGGACAGCCCCCCACCCGGCCCCCACGCCCCGGGGGACUCGUGAUGUGGAGCCCCCCAGCUUGGAUGGACACGCCUGCCGGAGCAGGGAGGGAUUUGGGGUGGGAGUGGGCCAUACUGGGGGCUCCUGACCCCCAAUAAACACACCCACACCCCCCCUCUCCAGGUCCCCCGACACCCCCCAGGGAGGGGGUGGGGGGAGUGGGGGGUGUCUCCCCUCCCUUUUCCCCCCUCCCCCUACGAUGUAAUUAUUUGAGUUGAAUUCUUUUGUAUUGUUAAGCCCCGAGGAGGAGGGGGGUUUCCCACAGAUGGGGAGGGAGGGGCUGGGGGUCCCCCCCUCUCCCUUAAAUUGGGGGGGUGGGGUCCCAACCAGCACAGCAGGGACAACUCUACCCCCAAAAAACGUCCCGCCCCCCGUCCCCCCCCCCUGCACCCCGCACCGGGGUUUUUUUAUAGGAUUUGAUGGGGGGGAGGGGAAGUGGGGAGAAGGGGGAGAGGGAAGGGGGCAAAUUUGGGGACGCCCCCCCCUCCCCCCGACCCCCCCCCAAUCCCCUGCCGACACUAACAAACAGUCUCGGGCUCUUUCUAGCGGGGCGGGGAUUGAGCUUUGGGGAAAGGGGGGGGGGGAGUGGGGGGGCUUAUUUUAUUGUAUUAUGUUUUUUUUUAUUAUUAUUAAACUUUGGAGGUUAAA